AUGACUGAAAUUCAGCAAUUGGAGACAAGGAAAGCAGGAGGAAGGCUAGAGGAAGUGAUGAGGGAAGCUGCCACCACACCACUGACUGCACAUUUGGCCAAAGCUCUUAUUUCCCAAAAGUGUCCUAUCCCAUCCUUCGAAUGUAACGAUGGAUCCAGUGACCUCGCAACCCAUCUUCGGUACUACAAUCGUACUUUAUCCCGAUGGGAUCAGGAUGACGUGUUCCUAUGCAAAUACUUCCCUUCAAGCUUGAAAGGAUUGUCUUUAUCGUGGUUCGAUAACCUACCACCCAAUUCCAUCGACUCGUACAGCCAGCUCACUGAGAAAUUCUUAAGGACUUACAUGUACAACAAGGCCUUCAACGCGGGAAUGGACAAGCUCUUCUCGUUAGCGGUCGCAUACAAAGAAACCAUCAGGAAAUAUACCGAUAGGUGGCACAAAAUCUGUCAAGCGAUAGGGAACGUGGAUCCGGUGUUCAGUAUCAAUUGCUACAAGUGGGGAUUGGAUAUGAUGAGCCCUCGGUUUGUUGAGAUUCAUGGAAGUGUCCCCACGACCGAAGAAGACCUUCGAGUAAUCAUCGAAAAGCCUGCCAGAUUGGAGGAAAUCCAGCGGGAGAAUCCUAGGACCCAGACGCAAAGAUCUCAUCGGACUAAUUCGCUGGAACAAGCCAGCGGAUUCAAAAGAGGCAGCUCGUCCGAACGUUCCAACGAAGAUAAGAGAGGACGAAGGGAUGAUCGUCGGCGUGAUGAUCGGAAAUUCGAAGAUCAAGUUUUUACGAAGCUGAACACCAACUACACUCGCAUCCUAAGGGAGAUUAGGGAUCAAGAAAACCUAAAAUGGCCUUGGUCCAAAGGAAAGCAUCCACCCAGGUCUGAGAAGUCAAGAGAUUACUUUGAGUACCACUGCUUCAACGGGCAUCAGACUGAAAAGUGCUAG
Molecule: messenger RNA, 936 nt
Organism: Papaver somniferum (opium poppy)
Lineage: Eukaryota; Viridiplantae; Streptophyta; Magnoliopsida; Ranunculales; Papaveraceae
Exons: 1
Coding region: 1-936 (311 amino acids)
Source: RefSeq, a predicted model, not a curated record